AUGGAUGAGCAAGUGAUUUUUACCACCCAGAAUACUGGUACUGUUUGUAAUGUGCAUUCUUUGGAGCAGACUAGUUUGAGACAGCUUACCGUUGGUUCCGCCCAUAGCGCUGUGCAGAUUGGUGAAAGAUACCUUUUGGUAGCACAGUCUCAAAAGGCAUUGAUAAAUGUUUAUGAUAUCUCUGGUGAUCACAAGAGGGAAUCUGUGGAACAAAGAAUACCUUUGCCUGAAGUUGUAUGCUGUUUGGAGACUGUGCAAAAUCUGCAAGAUUCACCACAGGCGGCAGAUUUAUCGCUACCUUGGUUAUUGCUAGCCUCCACCCCAUCAGGUAAACUGUAUGUGUGGGAGAUGAAUUCUGGUUUCUUGCUCAGAGUUAAGCAGAUGGCACAUUACCAAUCAAUUACCAAGAUUCAAUCGAUUUGCAAUGGUAAAUAUGUGGUUACGAGUGGUGAAGAUUCAAGAGUCAUCAUUUGGCAAACUACCGAUUUAGUAUGUGAAGAAGAACCUAAACCGGUUUGCAUUUUACAUGAUCAUACUUUAAGUGUCACAGAUUUUGCAGUCUCCAGUACUUGUGGCGAUUCUAAUGUUAGAUUAUUCACGGCUUCUCAAGAUGCUACUUUAAGGUGUUAUUCAUUGAACUUAAGCCGUUCAGUGGAACCAAAACAGUUGGCAACAUUUACGUGCCCGUACCCAAUCCAAUGCCUAGCACUAGAUCCAGCCGAUCGAGCCUGUUACGUAGGUACUUCUCAGGGUGUUUUUAACUUAUCACUUUAUUACAGAAUCAGUGGUGAUAAAAUAUCAAACCUAAUUCAAGAGACCUCAACGAAUAAACUCUUUUCUCUAGUUCCUGAACCCCAAGAGAGUAGAGACAAGCUUUAUUCUAGAGGGUCUUUACAAGUGGAUAAAAUUGUUGAAGCUAAUGCAACCAGGUUAGAGGUGUCCCUGGAUGGAUCCUUACUCAUUGUUGGUGAUAAUGAUGGCCAUGUGGCUAUCACAGAAAUCUUCUCCAAACAAGUUUUGAGAACCAUACAACCAUUGACUACAGCCGCCUCGAACGGUGCUGUGACUAAUUUGUUAAUAGCUACUCAAUGGAAAUCAUCAUCGCAGCCUAGCCUUACGCAACGACACAACUUUUCCAAGAUUCCUGCAUUGCAGAGAAACAUCCAUGACAAAAGAGAUCUACACGAAUUGUGGUUCCAAAUCGGUCAACAACCUCAAUCGAAUCCACCACAAUCCAAUUUCGAGGAAUACUUGAACCAAGUACAGGCAGAACAAAUGCUAUGGUCUCAAUCUUCCACAACACCAAAACCAUCGGCAGCGCCAAUUCCUACCGCAGCUACCUCUGCUACGGUAACUGCGGAUGAAGACAGCAAGGACCAAGAAAUUGCACAAUUGAGAGAAAAUUUAACUACUCUCAAGGGAGCCUAUGCUGAACUCAGAUCUAUGCAUCAGACUCUACUAGAAGAUCGUCAAUAA
Molecule: messenger RNA, 1476 nt
Organism: Zygosaccharomyces rouxii
Lineage: Eukaryota; Fungi; Ascomycota; Saccharomycetes; Saccharomycetales; Saccharomycetaceae
Gene: IPI3
Product: chromatin-binding/pre-rRNA-processing protein IPI3
Exons: 1
Coding region: 1-1476 (491 amino acids)
Biological process (GO): DNA-templated DNA replication; rRNA processing
Cellular component (GO): nuclear pre-replicative complex
Molecular function (GO): protein binding
Source: RefSeq, a predicted model, not a curated record